Python bivittatus (Burmese python) is the source of this 1278-nucleotide messenger RNA. It is a transcript of the gene GATM, whose product is annotated as glycine amidinotransferase. Gene Ontology annotation, cellular component: mitochondrial intermembrane space. NCBI's taxonomy places the organism in Eukaryota, Metazoa, Chordata, Lepidosauria, Squamata, Pythonidae. Gene Ontology annotation, molecular function: glycine amidinotransferase activity. The record is from RefSeq and is a predicted model, not a curated record. Gene Ontology annotation, biological process: creatine biosynthetic process.
AUGCUGCGCGUGCGGUGCUUGCGCGGAGGCAGCCGGGGGGCCGAAGCCGUUCAUUACAUUGGGUCGAGGUUUGGGAGAAUCAUCACAGGAUGGGUGCAGCAAAUGUUUCAGAGCACCCAAGCAGCAGCAGCCUCCGAUUCUCCCUGUGCUGUUGCUGAUGAGACUUCCAAAGCCCCUAAUCCUGCUGCUGACGGUUGCCCUGUCUGCUCCUACAAUGAAUGGGACCCCCUGGAAGAAGUCAUUGUGGGGAGAGCUGAAAACGCCUGCGUUCCUCCUUUUUCAGUUGAGGUCAAGGCUAAUACCUAUGAGAAGUACUGGGAGUUUUAUCAGAAGUACGGAGGCCAGAGCUUUCCCGAAGAUCAUGUCAAGAAAGCAAUAGCUGAGAUUGAAGAAAUGUGCAAUAUUUUGAGAAUGGAAGGGGUGACUGUGAAGAGGCCUGAAGCUCUCAACUGGUCAUCCAAAUAUAAAACACCUGACUUUGAAUCUACCGGCAUGUAUGCAGCUAUGCCGAGAGACAUUUUAAUUGUAAUUGGGAACGAAAUCAUUGAAGCUCCGAUGGCCUGGCGGGCCCGUUUCUUUGAAUACAGAGCGUAUCGCCCAGUCAUCAAAGAGUAUUUUCGCCAGGGGGCCAAAUGGACUACAGCACCAAAGCCCACGAUGUCUGAUGAACUUUAUGACCAGGAUUACCCCAUCCGCACCGUGGAAGACCGGCACAAGUUGGCCGCCCAGGGGAAAUUUGUCACCACUGAAUUUGAGCCGUGUUUUGACGCUGCAGACUUCAUAAGAGCUGGAAGAGAUAUCUUUGUGCAAAGAAGUCAGGUUACAAAUUACUUGGGUAUUGAGUGGAUGAGGAGACAUCUUGCUCCGGAGUAUAGAGUCCAUACUAUUUCUUUCAAAGACCCCAACCCUAUGCACAUCGAUGCUACUUUUAAUAUCAUUGGUCCUGGCAUCGUGCUUUCUAACCCAGAUCGCCCAUGCAAUGAGAUUGAUCUCUUCAAGAAGGCAGGCUGGACAAUCAUUCACCCACCACUUCCUCUCAUCCCUGACAACCAUCCAUUGUGGAUGUCCUCUAAAUGGCUUUCCAUGAAUGUCCUGAUGCUGGAUGAGAAACGUGUCAUGGUAGAUGCCAAUGAAACCCCGAUCCAGCAGCUCUUUGAACGCCUAGGCAUUUCAACAAUCAAAGUGAAUAUCCGCCACGCCAAUUCCUUGGGAGGAGGCUUCCACUGCUGGACCUGUGACAUACGUCGUCGUGGCACCUUGAAGUCUUAUUUGGAUUAG